Messenger RNA from Penaeus monodon (black tiger shrimp), 2208 nucleotides. RefSeq lists its product as uncharacterized. The transcript has 5 exons. Bases 283 to 984 code for a protein of 233 amino acids. The record is from RefSeq and is a predicted model, not a curated record. Lineage: Eukaryota; Metazoa; Arthropoda; Malacostraca; Decapoda; Penaeidae.
CAGAGAGGUUGUGAAACGGGGCGCACUACUGCCGUAGACUAUGAGCUCUUGCCUCGCGCUCGGUCGAUGUGGUAGUCUGUUAUCUCGACGCUAAUGGGAAUCUUGCAUAGUAGCAGCUUAUAAACUUUUCUUCCGUGUAUGAGGAUGAUAUUGUAGGGAAAAUAUAUAGCAACAGCUCAUCAUGAAUUGUUGAUUGCAAAGACAAAACAUGAUUGAUAGAUCUAACAACUCUGAAAAUAUCCGCUACCUUUCGCUUCAGUAGCUAACUUUUAAGCAUUCGAUAUGUCAAAUAUAACUUAUAUUGCGAUACUCCUGGGAGUCUUGUUUGGGUCGCCCGAGGCAGCUGGGAAAUGCAAGGCCAAGAAGGGGGAGCUCGACCAGUGCCUGGCGGUCGUGGCACCACUCAUGCCCAAGGUCGGUCUGCCACACACGAGGCCCCAGCUCAACAACAUGUGCAGGGCCUUCAAGGGAGGAAUGGCCUGCGUGGACCGCUACACCUCCAGCUGCCUCUCGACGGAGGAGCGCACCGAGCUGGAGCAGCAUCUCAAGGGCGCCAGGUCCUUCCUCGCCUUCCUCUGCGACGACCCCGUCUUCCAGCGAGACUACCUCUCCCACGGGUCAUGUCUCAGAGACGUGAGCGAUGAUUGGGAGAAAUGUCAUUACCACUUCAAGCACUUGGUCAGCCUUCAGCACCGCAUACCCAACAUCACGGAAGCCACGAGGGACCACAACAUAUGCUGCAUCCGCGAGGGCUUCCUGUCCUGCGUCUACGGCGUGAGUUACUUCCGCUGCGAGAAGCACCAGGCGAUGUUCCUGAAGAAGGUGACGGCGACCCUCUCCUACAACGACGUGCAGGAGGAGAAGUGCCGCAACGUGAGCCUGAGGAUGUGCUCGGGGGCGUCCGGCACUCGUGGCACUGAGGCACUCGUGGCAGCCCUUGGAACCCUGGCCCUCCUGUGGUGGCGGCGUCCUCCCGUGUCGUAAAAUUGUAACGCUGACAGAUUCUGUUUAUUUAUUCACUUGUCUUUUAUUUUUUAACAGUUCUUUCCAAUUUUUUUUCUUUUCUUUUUCUUAUUUUUCAUUAUCAUUCUUAUUUUUUUCUCUCUUCUUUUUUCUUUUUUUUCUUUUUCCCCCUUUCGUUCUUGGAAUACUAUUGUCAGUUAACCUGUAAUUACAAAAUUUAUUCAUCCGUGAAGUCCAUUUACAUUUUUAGAAUAUUUUCAUACGGUCUGGUGUAAUAGUAUCGGUUCGAAUGCAAGGAGAAGUUACAAAACCGAAAAAAGCCUUUAUAAAAGCUUAUUCUAUUUUUAUAUCAUGAAGGAAACUCAAAAAAAUCAUAACGCUGUAAGCGAAGUGAAAUUGUGAUGACUAAAAGCAGGAGGGAACUUGAAGAAACGUCAGAUGAAAGGAAAAUUAUCAAUGACAAUAAAGUGAGAUAGAUUUUAUGUGGCUGAAAGGAUGAACUUUGACCUCAUUGACCUGAUGUAUGAGACUAUGGGAGGAGAGGUCCGAUCCUGCCACUCGAAAAGAAGACUGAUUUGUGAGUGUAUUAUCGAAGUUUUGAAGGAACCAAGUGUAUUGAAGUGUUUCGCGAUCUGCUAUAUUGUACAUGAUUUACGUUCAGCUGAACAUCAACGGUACCUGCAUUAUUUUUAUUUUUAUCUCUGUUUCUCUCUCUCCCUCCCUCUCUCUCUCUCUCUCUCUCUCUCUCUCUCUCUCUCUCUCUCUCUCUCUCUCUCUCUCUCUCUCUCUCUCUCUCUCUCGUUCUCUGUCUAUCUAUCUUUCCUACAGCAUUUCCCCUUCCUCUCUUGUUUUGUCUUGAACUGAUUUUGAUACGAACGAAUUAUAAUCAUGUCAAAGAAGUUGACUUGCUAGAUUACUGCACUGAAUGUUUCGAUAAUUUCUAAGUGAAAAUCUAUACUAAGUUGCUCUCUGUGUGCUCACGUAAUGAUGGUGUCUAAGUGUGCCUGCCUAGUAUGUUUACCGUCCUUUAUAAAAACAAGGGACAAACAACUGUAAAUAUUGUUGUUUAUGGUGUACUUAGACAAGGCCGUGAUGUAUGUAAAAAGAAAAUAUAAUAAUUCAACGUAUAUGUUUGUUCUGUACACUCUAUGGCUUAGAUUUGUGCUCUCUUUACACACUUUAACUGGAGCAGAAGUAUUUCUUAGGCAGUGAGGAAAAAUAAAUAAACGUUAAUAGGAAGUUUUA